UUGAUUUACGAGCACGUAGUGGUUUUAUGCGCCUGGCUAUUUUCAGCGGGGCCACUCUCCACGUUGGCCAGCGCCCAGUGAGUGACGCGCGCUCAUUUGGACAGCGUGACAUCUUAAUUCAUAAAUCUGCGUCCCAUUCCGCGGGCUCUGACGUUCGCCCUCACGGACACGCUGACGAACCCUUCCUGCUUAUAAGAUACCUUGACAACAUUUUCUCUUAUGAACGCAUCCUGUGUCUAAAUCCAGACUGUUGCUGCGCCCAGAUGUCAUUUAGAGGAGUCUUCAGUCCAGCACAGCUCGUCCGGUCCACGCCAGUGUGACUUCAGAUUUAACUCUCAAGGACAGCCACAUCACCGCCCUGCCUUCGCGUUUAUAGGGCACUCAGAGCCGAUCUUCCACACAUAGUCCCGUCAGUCUCGAUGCCAUUCGUUUCCCCCAGAAGGAUUCCGGGGUCCCAGCGGUGAGGUGAGAGGAGGAGGAGGAUGGCCAUCCAUGUGGAGGGACUGGUGGCGAUAUUCAUCUUCUACACCCUGAUCCUGGUCGUGGGAAUAUGGGCGGCGUGGAAGAACAAGAACUCGGGGGUGUCCGAGGGAGCCGACCGCAGCGAGACGAUCAUGGUCGGAGGGAGAGAUAUCGGGUUAUUUGUUGGCGGAUUUACCAUGACAGCGACUUGGGUCGGAGGAGGCUACAUCAACGGCACCGCUGAGUAUGUCUAUCUGCCCGACUACGGGCUGGCCUGGGCGCAGGCUCCUUUCGGUUACGCGCUCAGUCUGGUCGUGGGUGGUCUCUUCUUCGCCAAGCCGAUGCGCUCCCGUGGCUACGUCACAAUGCUCGACCCGUUCCAGCAGAUCUACGGGAAGAGGAUGGGCGGGCUGCUCUUCAUCCCCGCGCUCAUGGGGGAGAUAUUCUGGUCUGCCGCCAUUUUAUCGGCGCUCGGCGCCACCCUGAGUGUGAUCAUAGACAUGAACAUCAACAUGUCAGUGGUCGUCUCCGCACUCAUUGCCAUAUUCUACACGCUGGUGGGGGGCCUCUACUCCGUGGCCUACACAGACGUGGUCCAGCUCUUCUGCAUCUUUGUGGGCCUGUGGAUGAGCGUGCCCUCUGCCCUGGCCAACCCCGCGGUGUCGGACAUCGGUGUGACGGCGUACCAGAAGAUCUACCAGGCGCCCUGGCUGGGGAAGGUGGAGAAGGGAGACAUGUGGAAGUGGGCCGACAACUUCUGCCUGCUGAUGCUGGGGGGUAUUCCCUGGCAGGUGUAUUUCCAGCGUGUUCUCUCUGCCUCGUCGGCCACCUACGCUCAGGUGCUCUCCUUCCUGGCCGCCUUCGGAUGCCUCGUCAUGGCCGUGCCCUCAGUCCUUAUAGGAGCCAUAGGGGCUUCAACAGACUGGAACCAGACGUCGUACGGAGCCAUCUCUCCGAAGGACAGGAACCAGUCGGACAUGAUCCUGCCCAUCGUGCUGCAGCACCUGUGCCCGCCCUGGGUGUCCUUCUUCGGGCUCGGGGCCGUGUCCGCCGCCGUCAUGUCCUCCGCAGACUCCUCCAUCCUCUCCGCCAGCUCCAUGUUCGCUAGAAACAUCUAUAAGCUCGCCUUCCGCCAGUCUGCCUCGGACCGUGAGAUCGUGUGGGUCAUGCGGAUCACCAUCUUCGUGUUCGGCGCCAUGGCGACGGCCAUGGCGUUGCUGACGGGGACGGUGUACGGCCUGUGGUACCUGAGCUCCGACCUGGUGUACGUGAUCAUCUUCCCGCAGCUGCUGAGCGUGCUGUUCGUGCGCGGCACCAACACCUACGGCUCCGUGGCGGGCUACGUGUGCGGCCUGCUGCUGCGCAUCGGGGGCGGGGAGCCCUACCUCAUGCUGCCCCCCUUCAUCUACUACCCCUGGUGGCAGAUGGUCGACGGCGCGGUGCACCAGAAGUUCCCCUUCAAGACCGUCUCCAUGCUGGCCUCGCUGCUGGGCAACCUGGCGUUCUCCCACCUGGCCAAGUACCUGUUCGAGAGCGGCAAGCUGUCGGCCAAGUACGACGUGCUGGACGCCGUCAUGUCCAAGGACAGCAGCGACUUCAUGGACAAGACCACGCUGGUCAACCGCAACAUCAUCGGCCUGUCGGAGCUGGCCCCGGUCAAGCCCCGCCUCAGCGUCACGCUCGCCAACACCUUCGCCCGCAAAGAGACGCUGACCGAGGAGGACGAGUCCAGCCCUGACUCUCCUACCCGCGAGGAGAUUCAGUGACCACACACACAC
Molecule: messenger RNA, 2240 nt
Organism: Clupea harengus (Atlantic herring)
Lineage: Eukaryota; Metazoa; Chordata; Actinopteri; Clupeiformes; Clupeidae
Product: high affinity choline transporter 1-like
Exons: 9
Coding region: 483-2228 (581 amino acids)
Biological process (GO): choline transport; transmembrane transport; synaptic transmission, cholinergic
Cellular component (GO): synapse; perikaryon; axon
Molecular function (GO): choline:sodium symporter activity
Source: RefSeq, a predicted model, not a curated record